This is a messenger RNA of Physeter macrocephalus (sperm whale), 1205 nucleotides long. Its product is annotated as mediator of RNA polymerase II transcription subunit 18-like. The record is from RefSeq and is a predicted model, not a curated record. The transcript has a single exon. Gene Ontology annotation, molecular function: transcription coregulator activity. Bases 272 to 865 code for a protein of 197 amino acids. Gene Ontology annotation, cellular component: core mediator complex; mediator complex. NCBI's taxonomy places the organism in Eukaryota, Metazoa, Chordata, Mammalia, Artiodactyla, Physeteridae. Gene Ontology annotation, biological process: termination of RNA polymerase II transcription; regulation of transcription by RNA polymerase II.
AAAACAGUAUUAUUAUUCUAGGUAGAUACUGUUGCCUGUUAAAGCCCAAAGCCUGCUGGAGAUUAGCAUUGUUAGAGAAGGCCUAACUAUUCUAGUACCAAAUAAGACAAUGCAAAAAAUUGAAAAGGGAUUAACUUGUAAUAUAAUAUCUUGGCAGUAUAACCCCUCUAAAAUCUCAUAUAUUGGGCCUGUGCUUUACAAAACAUUGCACUAAACUGUUCUGAUUUUUCAUUCAAGUUUUUUCAAUCUUUUGCUAUUUCCAUUACCCAGAAUGAAAGAUGGGACUCAAUGGUACUUUUUUCCUUCUUCAGGAAGUGUUUUAGAUCACAGCUUGGAAAGCCUCAUCCACCGCCUUCGUGGUUUGUGUGAUAACAUGGAACCUGAGACUUUCCUUGACCACGAGAUGGUAUUCCUCCUUAAGGGGCAGCAGGCCAGUCCGUUUGUUCUAAGGGCUCGACGCUCUAUGGAUAGAGCAGGGGCACCCUGGCAUCUGCGCUACCUGGGACAGCCAGAAAUGGGAGACAAGAACCGCCAUGCCCUGGUGCGUAACUGCGUGGACAUUGCAACAUCUGAGAACCUUACUGACUUCCUGAUGGAAAUGGGCUUCCGCAUGGACCAUGAGUUUGUUGCCAGGGGACACCUGUUCCGUAAGGGCAUCAUGAAGAUCGUGGUGUACAAGAUCUUCCGCAUCUUGACACCAGGGAACACAGACAACACUGAGGCCUUGUCACUCUCCUACCUUGUGGAACUAAGUGUUGUUGCACCAGCUGGGCAGGAUGUGGUGUCUGAUGACAUGAGGAACUUUGCAGAGCAGCUGAAACCUCUGGUUCACCUAGAGAAGAUAGACCCCAAAAGGCUCAUGUGACAAGGCAGUCUGUCCACCACUGGGGCUUGUCCUCAGCUGUUACAAAAAAAGAUGUUAUAAUUGCCCUAUUUCACCACUGCCAGCCAGGCAUUCUUCCCUCAGGAAGGAGGACGAUGAGAACUUAGUUGGUUCUUUGCACUGUUUUCCUCAUAUGGCCAGUUCACUUUUGUGACAGCCUUUCUAAAUUAAAGACUAAGGAUGACAUGGAGAAUCUAGAUAAUCCCUCUGCAUAAAGAGGGGAAACUGGAAUAAAAUAGCUUUGGGGAAUAAAAAUCUUUUAAUUGUUUUGCCAUUUCUGUGUAAGUUUGUAAAACAGAGACUGAGUUUGUAUUGUGCGGUA